GAAGUAAUCAUAGAAGUUUGUCUUAGUUGUAAUUGCAGAUAGCUCGUUGUAAUAAAAUCAAAGUUCAUGUGAAAUCAUAUUUUCAGCAUAGGCCCAUGGAAGGAAAAGGGCCGCAUAAUUUCAUGGAAGAACAUGGCUGCCGACGAAAGGGAUUGGGCAAGGGGCGGCGCAUGUUCGGAUCUGCCCUUCCCUAUGAGCAAGGGCUACGCAGGGUGGAUGAGCCUCAUUCGACGGGGUUGAUUUUUAACGGAAUGGGGGGUGGAAAUCAUCCUUUUAGUAUAAACAUGAGUUCCGACCUUUCAACUUGGGAUGUACAGUCGUCUCAGGCGAACGGUUGUACAGAAAACGAUAUGUACUGCGGCUCGGGCGUCCAGUCCCAUGGAGUUUGGUCACAUGGAAACUACCCCGGGCUAGGCUGUCCGACAGAUCUCUGGCCUCCACCUCCCAAUCAUCCAGCUAUCUUACAUCACAGAAUGUUACGAGGUAGUGGACUGGGCCAGAACGGAGGGAUAACUGGAAAUGGGAGUGUGCCCAACGGCAACCCAUUGGGAUCGCAGAGGAAGCCGAGGAGGAGGGUGGCGACCAUAGCACAGAGGAGGGCGGCGAACAUCAGGGAAAGGAGGCGGAUGUUCAACCUCAACGAGGCUUUUGACAAAUUGAGAAGGAAAGUGCCAACGUUCGCCUACGAAAAACGACUUUCGAGAAUAGAGACACUACGGCUGGCGAUCACUUACAUCUCAUUCAUGAGCGAAUUGCUCAACGGGACUCACAAAGAAAGUGAAGGGACUUCUUCCCCGAUUUACCAAUCGCACAGAGAUUACAUACCAUACUCGAUUCUCUCGUAAAAAUUACAAGAAAUAAAUCGAAAAUUGGUGAGACUUCGGUCAAAAUACAAUCCACGGAGGUUUAUUUAAUUUAUUCAAUUUUUGCUUUUUUUAAAAAGAUUCCAAAAUUACCAAACAAUUGAAUGAUUUAACAAACCUCAAGGAAAAUACCUCUUAUCAAUGUGCAAUAUUAUAUUUACGAAUAAUUUUUAAUUAUUAGCCAAGUAAUUAAAUAUCCCAAUUUUUUAAAAAUAUGUUGUGACUAGUGAAUCUUGCAAAUUUUAUUUAUUGUUCUUAUUGUUUGAAUGUCAAGUGUUUGGAGUACGGUAAUUCGUUUUUCGGCUUGUUUUAUUUGUAUUAUUCCUGCUAAUGUUAUAAUAAAAAAGCAAUAAGGAAGUUUUGGUUAUUUGCUAACAUACAUCAGCCUUUAAACUAUAAGUAACAUUAAAUUGGACUUUCACCUCGAAGGACUGUCACUUCCCGAUGUGCUGACCCUAUGGUCUAUACCUCAUGGGAUUUCACUACCGAGUUAUACGGAUGGUUCAUUAGUACCUACCUUAAGCCAGAUGCCAAAGAGAUUGUCCCUUCCACCCAACGGUGGCUUUCGACGGUUAGGUCAUUUCAGUACCAAACGCAUGCAAGCUAUUCCCUAGCCUAAAACUACUGGUAUAAUUCAGUCGCACAAAUAAAUACAUUCACAACUAUGUAUAUUGAUUACUAGAU
Messenger RNA from Cimex lectularius (bed bug), 1547 nucleotides. RefSeq names its product protein Fer3-like. Gene Ontology annotation, molecular function: DNA-binding transcription factor activity, RNA polymerase II-specific; protein dimerization activity; RNA polymerase II transcription regulatory region sequence-specific DNA binding. The record is from RefSeq and is a predicted model, not a curated record. The transcript has 3 exons. NCBI's taxonomy places the organism in Eukaryota, Metazoa, Arthropoda, Insecta, Hemiptera, Cimicidae. The coding region runs from base 96 to 845 and encodes 249 amino acids. Gene Ontology annotation, biological process: developmental process; regulation of transcription by RNA polymerase II.